CCUUGUCUAGGCAUCCCAUACAUUUUGAUUUCUUUACUAUUUUCAUUCCCAAAAUGAUUAGCACCCACUUAUUUAUGUCCACUGUUCAUCUCCUCCUGAUUUUUUUCUUCUCUUUCUUUGGAACUGCAUCCUAUCUACGAGUUAUUCAACCUGUUUCAUGCACUAAAAACCCUAUUUUCAAAUGCUCUGAAAUGGAGACAAAAGCCCUUCUUAGCUUCAAAGAAGGUCUCACAGAUCCAUCGGGUCGUCUCUCGUCUUGGGUUGGUGAGGAUUGCUGCAACUGGACAGGCGUUGGCUGUGACAAUUCCAGAGGUCAUGUCGUCAAGCUGGACCUCAGAAACUCAUUACCGGUAAUUGAAUUCGGAUAUAGGGUGAUAAAAUUCGGAUAUGGGGUGAUUGAAUUCGAAUAUGGGGUGAUUGAAUUCGAAUAUGAGGAUUACCUUGAUGAAAAAUUAAAAGCUUACGAGAAGUCGUGCUUGGGGGGUAAGAUAAGUCCUUCAUUACUCAAUUUAAAGCAUUUGAGUUACUUGGACCUAAGCCUCAAUAAUUUUAGUGGAAACACUGUUCCAAAGUUUUUGGGUUCCCUUGAGAGUUUGAUGUAUCUUAAUCUCUCUUUCUCAUUCUUUUCGGGAGUUGUUCCUCCCCAACUUGGGAAUCUCUCAAGACUACAAUAUCUGGACCUCACCUCAUAUUCAUCUUCAAACAUCAUCAACUAUUUCAUUUCCUUUCCACCAUGGGGAUUGGAAGUCAAAAGCCUGCAGUGGUUGGUUGGUUUUCCUUCUCUUAGGUACCUUAAUUUGGGAUAUGUAAAUCUUGAGAAAGUACCCGAUUGGCUUCAUUCAGUUAAUAUGCUCCCUUCCUUGGUGGAGUUGCACCUAGUUGAAUGUGGACUCGCUAGUCUUCCUCACUCUGUUUCCUCCAACAACUUGACAUUGCUUUCAGUCCUUGAUCUCUCUCUCAACAAUUUUAACUCCUCCAUACCUCACUGGUUCUCAAAUGUGAGUGGGCUUUCAACAAUAAAUCUUGCAAACAGUUUGCUUAGAGGUGCUAUUCCAGAUGGUAUGGGACAUCUAGCCAACUUGCGCAGCUUGGCAUUAGCUGACAACAUUCUAAUUGGAAAGAUACCGAACUCAUUUUCAAACCUUUGCAACUUGCAAACAUUAGAUCUGUAUUCCACCAACAUAAGUGGGGAGGUAGUUGAGUUUUUGGAUGGCUUGUCUCAAUGUUCCAAUAAUAGCCUUGAAUAUCUAGAUUUGAGCUUUAAUAGGUUUCUUGGGGGGAACUUGCCCUAUUCGUUGGGAGGUCUCAAGAAGUUGAAAACUAUUUACCUCAUUGAAACCUCCGUUGGGGGUUCAAUUCCAGAUUCUAUUGGAAACUUGACGUCAUUGCAAACACUUGACCUCUAUGGAAGCUCUGUUGGGGGUUCAAUUCCAGAUUCUAUUGGAAACUUGAGGUCAUUGCAAACACUUGACCUCUCUGGAAGCUUUGUUGGGGGUUCAAUUCCAGAUUCUAUUGGAAACUUGACGUCAUUGCAAACACUUCACCUCUCUGGAAGCUUUGUUGGGGGUUCUGGAAGCUCUGUUGGGGGUUCAAUUCCAGAUUCUAUUGGAAACUUGAGGUCAUUGCAAACACUUGACCUCUCUGGAAGCUCUGUUGGGGGUUCAAUUCCAGAUUCUAUUGGAAACUUGAGGUCAUUGCAAACACUUGACCUCUCUAGAAGCUCUGUUGGGGGUUCAAUUCCAGAUUCUAUUGGAAACUUGAGGUCAUUGCAAACACUUGAACUCUCUAGAAGCUCUGUUGGGGGUUCAAUUCCAGAUUCUAUUGGAAACUUGAGGUCAUUGCAAACACUUGACCUCUCUGAAAGCUCUGUUGGGGGUUCAAUUCUAGAUUCUAUUGGAAACUUGAGGUCAUUGCAAACACUUGACCUCUCAUAUAAUCAAAUGAACGGAGCCAUUCCAGAAAGCGUCGGGAAACUGUCAAUGCUUGUUACAUUGAGGCUUUCUGGGAAUUCUUGGGAAGGUUCCCUAACUGAAGCUCAUUUUCAGAAUCUCACCAGAUUAAAAUCUCUUGACUUGAGUGCAGAGCUUUCUGCAAACUAUACAUUGGAUUUUGAUGUCAAACAUGACUGGGUUCCUCUUUUUAAGCUAAGAGAAAUUUAUUUAAGUGACAUGAAGAUCGGCCCAAAGUUUCCAGCAUGGCUACAAACACAAAAUAAACUCAUCACGAUUCUGCUCGACAAUGUUGGCAUUUCGGACACCAUUCCGCAUGGCCUUUGGAAGUCCUGCCCAAACGUCACUUCUUGGAGUCUAUCCGGUAAUAAGCUGCGCGGGCAGGUACCAUACUUUCAAUUUCACCCUUCGGCAGAUAGUUUUGAUUUGAGUUCCAACAACUUAGAGGGUCCACUUCCUCUUUUUCGUAGUAAUCUAUCUGAAAUAUCUCUUCAAAACAAUAUGUUUUCUGGACCUAUUCCUGAAAACAUAAGUGAACUAUUGCCCAAGUUAUCUUGGUUGGACCUUUCUUCAAAUUCAAUUACUGGUAGAAUUCCCCACUCUAUUGGAAUGCUUAAGGGAUUGAUAGGUCUUGUUUUGAGAAAUAAUUCCCUAUCCAUGAAACUCCCCCCUCAUUGGAAGGAUUUACGGAAGUUAGUGGUGUUGAACUUGGCAGAGAACAAUAUGUCUGGCAGUGUUCCAAGUUCAAUGCAAUAUUUGAAAUCACUACGGGAAAUAUCAUUGAGCCAAAAUCAUCUUGAAGGAGAGCUUCCUUUUUUCUUUAGAAACUAUAAAUACUUGCUAGUGCUUGAUCUUGGAGGAAACAAGUUCUCUGGAAAACUUCCGGCAUGGAUAGGAGAAAGUUUGUCAUCUUUAUUGAGGUUAAGCCUACGGUCCAACUUGUUUCAUGGGAACAUACCACCUCAAUUAUGUCUACUUUUAAGUCUUCAGAUCCUAGACCUUGCACAUAAUGAUUUUUCAGGAGCAAUCCCUCAAUGUUUAGGAAACUUCAGUGAUGAUCAAUAUAGUCGUUUUUAUAACUAUAGUGAUCAGCAAAUGCUGCUAGUUUCUAAAGGAAGAGAAUAUCUAUAUGGUGGGUCUAGUAUUCGUCAUUUCCUUUCCAUAGACUUGUCGAAUAAUAACUUAUCUGGAGAAAUACCUGAUAAUGUAACAAGCAGCUCAAAAUUGGUCAACUUAAAUUUAUCAAUGAACCAUAUGUUUGGAAGAAUUCCUGAAAAUAUUGGGAAUUUACACAUGUUAGAAACACUUGAUCUGUCAAUGAAUGAACUUUCUGGUCCUAUCCCUGAAAGCUUGUCUUCUUUGACCUUCUUAAGUCACUUGAAUUUGUCAUUCAACAACUUGUCUGGGAAAAUUCCAAAUGGAUAUCAACUCCAAACACUGAAUGACUCUUCUAUCUACGAAGGUAACUCUUUACUCUGUGGGCCUCCUCUUUCGACCAAAUGUUCAGAAGAUGAAACUAAACCUAGAGUAGCCAAGGAAAAUGGAAGGGGAAUUGAGUCAAUCUCGUUCUACAUUAGCAUGGUAGCGGGGUUUAUUGUCGGUUUUUGGGGAGUUUGUGGCACAUUGAUAAUCAGAACAUCAUGGAGACAUGCUUACUUUCGAAGCUUUGAUAAUUUGAAAGACAAGAUUGCUGUGUUCGUCAUGGUCAAAAUUGUUCGCUUGCUCAGGAAGGUCAAAUAGGAGUUGAGGGUAUGGGCAUUGAAGCUUUCCAGAAUAUAAAACAUUUCUGCAUUGUAAGUUUAAUUUUCAUGUUGCUGUAAUAAUAAAUGCUCCAAUAUUUACUUGUUAAA
Molecule: messenger RNA, 3799 nt
Organism: Alnus glutinosa
Lineage: Eukaryota; Viridiplantae; Streptophyta; Magnoliopsida; Fagales; Betulaceae
Product: receptor-like protein EIX1
Exons: 1
Coding region: 54-3689 (1211 amino acids)
Molecular function (GO): protein binding
Source: RefSeq, a predicted model, not a curated record